AUGGAGUUCCUUUUGGGAAAUCCUUUCAGUACUCCGGCUGGGCAUUGUAUUGAAAGGGCUACAGAUGGAUCCCUGCAAAGUGAAGACUGGACCCUCAACAUGGAGAUAUGUGACAUUAUAAACGAAACAGAAGACGGACCAAAGGACGCUAUUAGAGCUGUAAAGAAGAGGCUAAAUGGCAACAAGAACUACAGAGAAGUGAUGCUGACAUUGACAGUUUUGGAGACGUGUGUAAAGAACUGUGGCCAUCGUUUCCACGCCCUGGUUACAAGCCGGGAUUUUAUUGAUGGAGUUCUUGUCAAGAUUAUCUCCCCCAAGAACAAUCCACCCACGAUAGUACAAGAUAAAGUCCUUGCCUUGAUUCAGGCCUGGGCGGACGCGUUCAGGAGCAGUCCUGACCUCACAGGUGUGGUGCAGAUUUACGAGGAGAUGAAGAGGAAAGGAAUUGAGUUCCCCAAUUCAGAAAUGGAGACUCUGUCCCCCAUCCACACACCUCAUAGAGUGGCUUCAGCUCCAGAUGGCGACUCGACUCUUCUGAAGUACAGCACUGUGUCACAGCCCGCGUCUGACUCUGUUCCACCUGCAUACAACACUGUUGAGGCCCCCAACAUCCUACCCGCUGGAAGCAUCAACCCUACACCCGAGCAGAUCUGCAGGCUGCGCAGUGAGUUGGACAUUGUGCGAGGAAACACCAAGGUGAUGUCGGAGAUGCUGACAGAGAUGGUCCCGGGGCAGGAAGACGCAUCAGACUAUGAGCUUCUCCAGGAGUUGAACCGGACAUGCAGAGCGAUGCAGCACAGAAUAAUGGAGCUCAUCUCUUGUGUUUCCAACGAGUCUGUCACAGAGGAGCUUUUGCACGUCAACGACGACCUCAACAACAUCUUUCUACGCUUUGAAAGGUACGAGAGGUUUCGGUGUGGGAGGAGCAGCGCUCAGGGCGUGAACAAUGGGGUGCUAAGUGAGGCGACCGAGGACAACCUCAUAGACCUGGGUCCUGGCUCUCCUGCUGUGGUCAGUAACAUGCCCUCUUCUCCAGCGACACUGUCCUCUCGUCUGGCUGGACUAGAUGUGGGGGCAGACAGUGUGAGCAGCACCUUGAGUUCUCUCUCCAGCAGUAAACCUGCUCCAUCGCAGGACGACUUUGACGUGUUCGCACAAACCAGAACCGGAGCGCUGCCAGAACCACGAGAAACCACAGCAGCAGCUGAGAGCUCAGGUGCUCCUCCGACUCUGAAUGUCCAACAGCCCACUGCAGCGGGUGUCGGGGGCCAGUCCUCUGUCAUGGAUGACAUUGAGGAGUGGCUGAGUACAGAUGUGCAAGGAGACGAGGGUGAUGAAGGUGUGACAAGUGAAGAGUUUGACAAGUUCCUGGAGGAGCGAGCCAAAGCUGCGGAGACGGUCCCUGAGCUGCCAUCGCCGCCUCGUGGGGAACCGGGCGCAAAGCAGGGCACCCCCAGCCGCAAGAAAGCAGAGCGGCCCGAGGACUCGCUGUUCGCCAUGUAG
Molecule: messenger RNA, 1503 nt
Organism: Knipowitschia caucasica
Lineage: Eukaryota; Metazoa; Chordata; Actinopteri; Gobiiformes; Gobiidae
Source: the annotation of a GenBank genome assembly